AUGGGCUCGUGUUGUGCAAAUACUACAUAAGAAAAAGAAUCUUUUACUGCUAUUCCAGCUCCAAUCUAAAUAAGCAAUGAAAAUUUAGAAGUUAAAGAACCAACAAAAAUAAAGGAGUCUAAUGAAACUCCAAGUUCACCCAUAAGAUCAGAAAAAAUCGAUGUAUAAGUUGAUAUUAAAAUAUAGCACAGGAAGAGAAUUAUGGAAGCAUUAAGAGUUAUCGAGGAGUGUUGAUUGAAAACA
This is a messenger RNA of Paramecium octaurelia, 243 nucleotides long. The record is from the annotation of a GenBank genome assembly. NCBI's taxonomy places the organism in Eukaryota, Ciliophora, Oligohymenophorea, Peniculida, Parameciidae.